Molecule: messenger RNA, 7150 nt
Organism: Psammomys obesus (fat sand rat)
Lineage: Eukaryota; Metazoa; Chordata; Mammalia; Rodentia; Muridae
Gene: Tmed8
Product: transmembrane p24 trafficking protein family member 8
Exons: 6
Coding region: 44-1024 (326 amino acids)
Source: RefSeq, a predicted model, not a curated record
CGCAAGCGGCCAGCUGCGGAGACGCUCCGCGCGCCGCCUGCAGAUGUCGGAUAGGCAGGCGGCUGAGGGGCCGCCCUUCUGGAGCCCCGCAGCCCGCCGUGGGUCGGCGGGCGGCGUCGGGGACCGCCGGGGAGCGGAGGGGAGCCAGGCGGCCGCCUCAGAGAAGGAAGAUCUGGAGCACACCAGAGUCACCUCUCCACUGGCUUCCACCCCUGAUCCAGCACCGCAGUCCUCACCCUGCAGGUCACAGAUGGUAUCUCCAGCAAGUAAGGAUACCACAGAAGAUCUACAGAAGGUGGCUGGUGCCUCAGAGGUCCAGGCUCCAGGGGAGCAGGCGUUGCUGUCAGCAGGCCAGACCCAGGUUCCCAGUGAGAUGGCCAAGUACCAAGCUCCGCAGCGACCUGGAGACACAGUUAUGAUCCAGUCUGAGCACACUGGGGCUAUAGAUGUUCUUUCAGCGGAUUUGGAAUCUGCAGAUCUUCUGGGAGACCACAGGAAAGUGUCUCCACCUCAGAUGGCUCCUCCGUGCAUCUGGACCUUUGCCAAAGUGAAGGAGUUCAAAAGCAAGUUGGGCAAAGAGAAGAACAGCCGUCUGGUGGUGAAGCGGGGAGAAGUAGUCACCAUCCGGGUCCCCACCCACCCUGAGGGAAAGCGCGUCUGCUGGGAAUUCGCAACUGAUGACUAUGAUAUUGGUUUUGGAGUUUAUUUUGACUGGACCCCAGUAACCAGCACUGAUAUAACUGUGCAGGUCAGUGAUUCCAGUGAGGAUGAGGAUGAGGAAGAAGAAGAAGAGGAGGAGAUAGAAGAACCCGUUCCUGUGGGAGAUGUGGAGAGAGGCUCCAGGAGUUCUCUACGGGGUCGCUAUGGGGAAGUCAUGCCAGUGUACCGUCGGGACAGCCACCGCGAUGUGCAAGCUGGCAGCCACGACUACCCUGGGGAGGGCAUCUACUUGCUCAAGUUUGACAACUCGUACUCCCUGCUCCGCAACAAGACUCUCUACUUCCACAUCUACUACACCAGCUGAAGGGUGCUGGGCUUGGGCGGGCUGUGUUUGCUGGCUGAAGCAGGCUGCCAGCCGGUGCCUCUUGUGUGUAAGCAAGAGCCUGAAGUUCUGUGUGAGGCUCCCGAGCCUUGUGCCCUGCCUGGCAUGCCUGACUACUGACCCCAUGUAGCUUCCCCCCUUUCUUGGCUUCUGCAGGUGGUGUAGUGCUCCUGUUCUGUGGUCCCUGACUCACCUCUUGUUUCAGACUCCAGCAAAAACCCUCUCAGAAGGCCCCUAUGAGGCAAAAGCCUAAAAUGAAGUAGAAGGAUGUCUUUUAAAAUUGAUUGACACUGGUAAAGCUUACCAUUCAGGUUGCCGCUCACUCUCCUCCAGAGCCUGCCAAUGCACUUAGUAGCGCCUACCCUCUUUACAUUUCCGGGUGCCGGAAGAGGGAAAAGCACACUGUCAACGAAAGAGCCCAAUAUUUUGGAUAGAGAAUGCUCUGUCCAGCCUCUCACCACUGCCAUAUUCCUGCCUGCUGGGUAUUCUUCGUCUCUAGCUCAGGCUGGGAGACCUCACUGCCUUGGGUGGAUAUAUAUUAUUCCUGAUGAGUAGAUAGACCCCUCCUCUUUUCUCUUUACCACGUCUGUGUUCCUGCCAUGUAGCAAGACCCGCCAAGCAAUUGCAAGCUGUGGUCAGUGCCCUAGGAGAAGAAAGGGCCUCUAUUACUCCCUGUCUCCAGAGCUAGCUAGCUCCCUUCCUAAGGGCACUAGUAGUCGAUGAAGAAAAGGUGGAAGGUAGCACUCAACUCUCUCAGAACGUGCCCUUUUGGAAGUCAAGUAUUAGUCCCCCCACCCUGUCUUUAGGCCAAGGUUGUUACUUAGAAAGUUUGCUUUGAAACCAAAUACAAUGAAACCCAAUCGGGUUUUGCAGUGAUUCUAGGUUUGUGGGGGGUUUUUUUUGUUUUGUUUUUUUACUCUGAGGUCAGAAACCUUUUGAUGUUCAUAGUCCUUGGGAAAAGUAAUCAUGGCAUUUCAGGGUUGCUGCUGACUGUGUGUGCUCCUUACCUGACCAAAGCCUGCAGGCGACAGCCUCUUCCACUCCAUUCAUCCUGAGGCUGCAGAGCCGCAGAACGUAGUGUUGUAGUGGGUGGCCACAGAGCACCUGGUGCUGAGGCCUCGGGUGGAGGGAGCAAAGAGCGAGGCAUGGCCUCUGCAGCCAUCUGCACCUCUUUGUUGCCUACUCUGAGUUGUCUGUCAUUCUAUGGAACUUUAAAUGAUUUGGUCUGUUUUAUUUAUUUAUUUAUUUAUGUUUUGAAAAGCACAUUUCAGUUUGCCUUUGAAACAGUUCCCAUCUGUUUCUCAUAAGGCUUCCCAUCUGCUCUGAGCCAUUAUGGCCACCUCUCUUACGACGCUAACGAUGCUUCUAGGGCUUGGAAAUGAUCAUGUUCACUCCUGCAUGUCAGCCCUCUGAUGCUCUUGGAACAGCCUGCCCUUUCAGGGACAGAUGACCAUAACCUAGUCCAUCUUAGGUACAUCUCACUGCUCCCAGUGGGGGAUUCUAAGAUGCAUGGAUGCCCAUUCACUGCAGAUCAAUUGAAGGAACUGACUAGUGAGUCAGUGAUAAACCGAGCAACACGAUUAUCAGAUGCCAAGGUCCUUUUCUUCCUCUGACACCGCUUUUGUGAUGCUUCCUUUGCCACAGCUCUUUAUAGUGUGGUUGCCUCACAGCAAGCCUGUCUGUCCUCCAGGAGUGAUCACUCAAAGAGCAGCAUCUUGCCAGUAGGGGAUGCAUCCUGCAGCUCUUGUCAGCCUGAAAGCAGAGUGUGGAAUGUAUGGCCUGCCAUAGCCUCUCAGCACCAGACCUCCAUUAUUUCAUCAUUGUAGAUGUGUUUUAUAGGGGAUUAUACUGGCAAAAAUCCAUAUGCCUUCUAAGAAGUUAGUCAACUAUUUGGGCAGUGAAACAAACUUGCUGGUCAUCAUGGCAUCAGACAGCUGAGUUGAAGUUGAGUCAUGCUUUCACUGACUGAGUGUAAUUUUUGUUAAAACAAAACCUUCGGAGUCUUGAUUAUUUUUCCCGUUUAUUACUGACCCCUGACCUGCUCUCAGCCCAGUAGCAAAGCUCCAGGAGUCCCAUAGUAGUUAGGCUUUGCUCUGUCUUGUCUUUCAUUCUUGUAAUGAGGUCUUGGCAGCUUAUUUUCUGGGAGCCCCAGUUCUUUUAUAGCAGGGAAGUUAAGGGACUUCUCAUCUCUCCAUGUGCCUGUCACUGGCUGGUCAUUCUGCGACAGUUAUUUCUCACUGGUUUUUCCUCAGCAGGCUUUCUUUGUCUCUUGAACAUAAAAUAGCUAAAAGAAGACAUGUCUGCUGUAUGAUAUACUCACUAUUCUCACAAUAAAAUUUUGCAGUUAGAGACCAUGAGAGACCAAGUAUUACUUACUGAAACACAGGUAAUAAUGGAGAAUACAUACCUCAUGGGUUCUAAGAAGUAUCACUUCCUUGGUCCCUCUGUUUUCAAGUUUAAAGAACCAAACAAUGAAAUAAAUUAUCUUCUUUUAUCCUUGCCCAACUCUCUCGAGCACAAAUAAAUACUAUGCAGUUAAAGAAAGGAUUUCAUAAGAGGGCCGAGAUUAGGAUUCUUUUCACAAGAGUGGCUGAGUUCUUAAGGUUCUUCAAUUUAUCUAAUUUUGCUACUUUGUUAAGAGAUGGCUUUUUAAAAAGACAUAUCCGAAGUGCUAUUUUUCCAACAUCUUAUUCUAAAAAACUUUAGCAAACAAAAAAGCAUACACUUACACCCCACAUAUAUUUUUAAAUUACAAACUGCCAGUUUCUAAACAAAGAUUCUAGCUUUAAGUUCCCUUUGCCAAGUAGCCGGUUAGAGGCUGUUUCCUCUCCAUGGAGUCAGCUCUCUGUCAGAGAGCCCUGCAUAAGCAGAUCUCUUUUACUCAGUGUGGGCUGCCUAGGAGGUCUUCACAAAAAUGGCCACUAGCCUCAUCUUUCAGAAAGCUAGCUGUAUGUCCCUUCCUUCCUGCCGUAACCUCUGCUGCUUUCUUCUCUAUCUGUCGGUGUUAAGGUGAUUGUGUAGCAGUGUUGGGAAGCCUUCCUUCUUUAUUUGUUGUUUUUGGACACAGCCUCAGGAUGUUCAUCUGCAAACCCACUCCUCAGCUAACACGUGGAAAUAGGUAGCAGUUUGGAAGUAGACUAUUUUUGAUUGCUUAUGGAUGGAUUCAUGCACUUUAAAAAUAUUUUAUUUGGUAUUUAGAAAAAAUGGACUUCUAUUUUUAUUUUUUAAUUUUUAUCGUCCCAUUAUAUGAAUGUAUACUGUCCCAUUAUACAGGCAAGUUAAUCCAUGACUCUUGUAUAUUCUUGGGAGCAGAUAUUAUGGAGUUUAUAAUAUAUAACAUUUUUGAUUUUGAGUCCUAUUCAGUUCCUUCUUUGAGAGGACUGGGCAAACGUUAAGCCCUAAAGUCUAUGAUUGUAUAUUUAUGUUUAAAGACCCCUCUAAAAAAAGUUGCUUUUAAUCAGAGUCUGUGGUUCUAAGGUGUGGAAUUGAAUGACCCUAAUAUUUAUGUAGGAGACUUUUUAGUGGACAGAGAGAGGGGGGCACAAAUUAAGCAACUUCUGCUGCUUCAGAACUGCCUUUUAAAUGGACAGCAAAGGGAAAAAACAGAAGUGGGAUGAGUGAAUAAACCAUCGGUAUGUCCCAGAAUGCUUUUAGUGCUUUAGCACUGCUUUGCGUGUUGGAACUGCUUUGUAAGCCAGAGCCUUCCUUACUGGUCCUCCAGCCCUCUGUGCUAUCCGUCGGCAGGAUCAGCCAGAUGCACUUUGAGAAGGUCUGGUAAAUGUAACCCUGAGCCAAGGAUUGGUUUCUUGUCUCCAUCGUUUGGGGCUUAAGAGAGAUAAGAGGGUGAGAGAAGGCCAAGAGUCAGGCCACUUGUAGUGCUGAAGCCACAGUUGUGGAUGAGUCUUCAAAGGCAUCAUUCAGAUAUGUUUUGUCACCACAACACCAACAGCAUGUGAGGGCUGGGGGAACAAGCAGGCCUCCUGUUAGCCUGACAGCAUCGACAUCUUGAACCACACACAGCAAACAGUUUUCACUAUUAGGGCUUCUAAUUAGAGUUUCAUCCAAAUUAACCUCUGUCUCUAGUUUUUGCCAUAUGACCAGAAGUAUAAAAAUGCCUACACUUUGAGAAAAGGAAGUCACAUGUUCCUGUUAAGAGUCUUGCUGUUUGAGCUUUCAUCUGAAGGAAGGGAAUUGGUGUCCUUGCUACUGUGCAGGUCCUUUGUUAAGGGGUAUGUGGUCUAUAAAAAGCAAGUCUCUGUAUUCAUUGUGUACAUGUGCUCAGGGAGCUAUCACACUCUUUCUUUGGGGAGUAUCAAAACCCAUUCAUAAGCUGAGUUUCUGAUUUCCAAUGACCCAAGCAAGGACUCUUUGUUCUGUUCUUGGUGGCAUUUUGGGUGACACUCAGGCAAGAACUUCCUGGAUCUGUGUGUAUCUGAUGCUGGUCACUGACAGCCUUCUGUGUAACUUGUCUAACACCUGUGGGCAUUCCCAAAGAACAGCCAGUUAUCUAGGUGGUGAGAUUAGGGUGAAUUGUGACCUAAUAUGCAGAGAACAGUGUAAGCAUUGUGUGCCAGUGUGCAUCACUGUUCCUGAUGAGAGGUACUAUCGCCUUCUCGAACCAAGUAGGCUAACCAGAGACUCUGAGCCACUGUCUCAAAGCUAAGACGUCUCAAUCAAUGACAAAACCUGAUAGGGUAUAUAUAACUUAGGUCUUUUACAAAUAGUCAUUCCUCAUGAACUCAAUACAAAGACAGGACACUGGCUGUGAAAUUGUAGGGCUGGUCCCUGGGGUUUGAACCCAUGGUCCAACUUUUAGCAUGUGGACUACUGUAAUAGCUGUUCAUGCUACACUACAGUAAAAAUGGUACCCAGAGACCUAGUCAUACACCAUGCUUUAUGAACUUUCAGAGUUUCCUGUCAGUUAAAUCAGGUAGCUUUUUAGCUUAUCUGGGGGUAAAAUUGUAUAUGUGAAAUGACUUAGUGGGGACAAAUACAUUUUCUAAAGUUUUGAUGGAGGGUCCUGACAGAUUCCAAAGUUUGGAGCUGAAAUACUGUAUUACUGAAGAGCCCUUAAUUCACUAUCAGUUUAAGGGGUCCUCUUAAAUGCCUCACCACUCAGGGUUGAGAUGCCUGGUCUUUAAUGGCUCCUUGUUCUUGUCAUUGUUCAUUCUUAGGUUCAGGCCAGGACCCAUCUAGAAAACAUUUUAAUUCCUUCUCUUAUAUCCUAAAUAGUACAUUUUAUUACGACAUUUUAUGUUAAAAAUACAUCUGUUUCCUGUUUUGAGAUUAUUGUUCCAUAAGUGAAUUAACUUUUAUUUAAUCAGUCUGAGUUAUUUAAAGAACAAGCCAGUCUGGAAAAAAGCAAUCCCGUGAUGCAUGACUUUGGUAUAUCCAUGUCCCCUUAAUGAUGGAAAGUGUUUUGAAACCCACAGAAGAAAUGUUUGAUGCUUUGUAAUAAAAACUAAAUGCAUCUGCAGAUGCUUUGUAAUCAAAGUGCUAGAUUCUAGAGAGCAGAGUGACUAAGGAUAAUGGGAAGGCAGAGAGGUGCUUGGAGAUUUUUCUAAACCAUACUAUGCCAUUCGCUAGUGCUUUCAAAGGGCUACUUUGGAGCCAUCGGUGGUUAAGAGGUGAUUGUGUUUUCUUGGUAAAUGUUUAAGCAGCUGACAACCAUGAAGACAUUCUUUCCUUACUGUCGUGUGUCACACGCUGAUGCCAAGGUUGCCAAAGGCCUGGAAGAAAAACUCUAUCAGUCUUGUCUCUUUUCUUCAAAAUGCAAAUGAAUCCAAAUAAAACAGCCAUCAUAGUCAACUUGUUUUACACGUCACGCUGUCAUGAGAAAUGCUGUCAACAUGUAUGAUUUCUCCAUUAAGAACUCUACCAAUUGUCAGUACUUCUACUGAGUGGGUUUUCUUUUGUCGUAUUCUCACCUCAAGGCACUGAAUGUGUUGCUGUGAUACAUGGAUGGGUCCUGAGCCAUGGUUUAAACAGCUCAUUUCUGGUGUUUUUAUAUUAUGUGACAGUUUUGUGAAAUGCUUUUGUGCGUUUUUUGUCUUCUUUUCCAAGUUUUGAAAUCUGUCAUAAAUAAACUUUUUCACUGUGCACCUAAAA